This is a messenger RNA of Oryza sativa Japonica Group (Japanese rice), 3043 nucleotides long. NCBI's taxonomy places the organism in Eukaryota, Viridiplantae, Streptophyta, Magnoliopsida, Poales, Poaceae. The record is from RefSeq and is a predicted model, not a curated record.
ACCGCAGGUGCGAAUGGGGUUUAUGCGCGGAGGCUGACGAGUGGGGCCCACAUGUCAUUCGGGGAAAUUACAGAACUACUACUUCGAGACCACCCACGCGGCCACGCGCGUCUCGCCAUGUCCGUGUCGCGCAUUCCGCCGAGCACCCUGACGUCGCUCCUCCCGCGCGCCCUCAACCCGCGCGUCGCCGUCGUCGACCUCGUCGCGGGCCACCUCACCGCCUCCGACGCCCCCGACGAGGCGAGGCCCAUCGAGGAUGAGCUCUCCCGGCUGCUCCCCUACCUCGGCAGCGACGAGCUCACCGCCGUCGUCCUCCGCGCCGGCCACUCCCACCCGCUCCCCACCCUCCGCUUCCUCCUCGCGCUGCCGCCGCCGGCGCAGCCCUCGCCGACCCACCUCGCCUUCCUCGCGGGCUCCCUCGCCUCCUCCCGCCUCUUCUCCCAAGCCCUCGACGCGCUCUCCCACCUCCUCCGGCUCCACCCGGGCCACGACGCCCUCCCCACGCUCCUCCGCUCCAGCGCCACCGCGCCGCACCCCUCCCUCCCGGGCCUCCUCGUCAAGGCCCUCCUCCGCCACGCCCGCCUCCGCGACGCGCUCCGCGCCGCCCUCCGCGCCACGGCCGCCGGCGCCCCGCCCGACGCUGCGGCCUUCAACGCCCUCCUCGCCGCGCUCUCCCGCGCGGGGCGGUUCGAUGACCUCUGGGCCGCGCGCGCCGUCAUGGCGCGCGCCGGGGUGCGGCCCAACGCGCACACGUUCAACAUCCUCGUCGCCGCCCUGUGCCGCGGGGAGGACGCCGAGCGCGCGCAGGGGUUCCUCGAGGAGCUCGAGGAGCAGGGAUUCGAGCCGGACGGGGUCACCUACAACACCCUCCUCUCAGGCUACUGCCGCAGGGGAAGGCUCCAGGACGCGCUGCACCUGUUCGACGUAAUGCCAUACAGACGUGUGCAGCCAGACUUGGUCUCUCAUACAGUUGUAAUGGAUGCGCUGUGCAAGGCCGGGAGGGUGCGCGAUGCUCGGCGGAUGUUUGACAGGAUGAUCCAGAGUGGGUUGAGCCCUGAUGCUGUUGCUUAUAGUGUUCUUAUCGCCGGGUACUGUAACGAAGGGAGGUUAAGGGAGGCAAGAUUUCUGCUGAUGGAAAUGGUCGGGUGUGGGUUCUCAUCAGAAGGAUUUGCUCUCAAGGUUGUGGUAGAAAGCCAUGUAAAAUUCAGUAAGCUGCUCACCUGCUUGAACAUGGUGGCACCUAUAAGAAAGCAUGGUGUUGUCAUCCCAUCGCAGAGUUACAGUUGCUUGAUUGGUGCAUUGUGCGAGGAUAUGCGCCCUAAUGCUGCCAGGGGUUUGUUGCAUUGGAUGAUAGAGGAUGGGCACAGCCCUAGCUUGGCAAUUUAUAAUAUGAUCAUAGAGUGCUUCUGCCAAUGUGACAUUGUGGAGGAGGCUUUAGAUGUCAAGGUUGAAAUGAUCUCAAGAGAAGUGAGACUGGACUUCAAUACUUAUCGAGCACUCAUAACCUGCUUUUGCAGGUUGGGAAGGAGCUUAGAUGGUGAAUCGAUAAUGGCAGAGAUGAUUGAAUCUGGCUUCCAACCAAAUGAAGCUAUUUGUUCUGCAUUGGUUUGUGGAUUUUGCAAGGAAGGAGCCCUUAAUAGGGCAGAAUUAAUUCUGAGGGCUUUUGUUCUUGAUUUCCAUGUCCAUUGCAACGAAAGCUAUAAUGCUCUGAUGAGAGCUUACUGCGAAACCACAAGCAGCAAGGAGUCAUUAGAAUUGCAGAACAGGAUGUUGGAAUUGGGUUUUGUCCCAAACAGUGAGACAUGCAGAUCACUUAUUCUUGGCCUUUCAAAAAGUAUUGAUCUAGUUUCCAGUGAUGAUGGUUUUUCAUGCAUUAGUAGCAAGGAUAAUGGUGGAAAUGCUGAGUGAAUACACACAAAUUCUAGGCUACAUGCUCCACUCAUGAACGAAGAGUAUAGCAGAUUCAUUGGUUCCAUAAGUUUCUGGUGGCAGUUUAUCUGGCAAACACAAUUUUGAGCUUUCAUCAAAUUUACUCUGACAGCUUAGUUGCCAAUAGAGUAAGACAUGCUGCUUGAUGACCAUGACUCUUUGCAUCACAAUGGUAAACAAGGUUUAGAGCACCAGAACCAGGACAGAGCGACUAUGCUCAAAGCCUGCAACAGAUUGUAUAGGUGGGAUUGUUUUCCCUGGAUUGGAAGCAAGUGACCAUACAAUGAACUAUCCAUAGUAUGAGCCUCUGUUCCAUGUUGUCUUUGUUGCGCAGUCGUAUGUGCAUGGGUAGUAUACAGCAGGUACUUGGUUUUGGACAUACACUACUAAGGACCUUUUGGGGAUGAAUUCAAUAUCUGAAGGCACAUGUGUGCUGUGGUGAGAUUAGCGGUGCAUAGAGUUUAUAUAGGGAGUAGCACAUAAACUCAUAUGUUCAUUAAAUUAGGUGCUGAAGGGGAUUUGGAUAACAGCUUUACAGUUCCAAAAUGGCAGAACGAUGUUUUGCUUCUGCUGAUGCACAGAGGAUAGAGCAAGGUGAUGAACCAAAAACCAAAAUCAGAAUCAGAUGUCCAUCAUAUUGCUCCUGCCCUCAUUCAGUGACUCCAAAACUCAGGCUGAGGGGAAUGGACAUGAUCGCUUCCGAGUACAAUGAAUCCCCAGGCGUUGUAUAUACUUGUAUCCCAUUCCCACGUGUGAUCCAAUGAAGAUGAUUAGCCAAGUCCAGUGUGAGUUUCUGUUCUUGAAUCCAUCUUCCUCAACCAAGAAGACGCUGUGUGUAGAACAUAAACAGACGUAGGAAACUACCAAGAAGAAAUGACGAAGUUACUGCUCUCCUCAUAAUGGGAAGUUAUGCGAUUCAGUUUUAUACUUGUAUUCUGUUGGCUUCAUCUGUUACUUCGUUAAGGUUUCUUGAUGGAAAACAUCAAAAUUCGUUCUGACCUACACUCAUCUUGUCACACGUCAUCAGUUGAUUGGCUUGUAGUAGUACUUUUUAGAUUGUUAGUAGCACCUGAGCAUAAUUGGGAUUCCAAUCAAUUGGAAGAGAGAUGUCAUA